AUGCUCGUCCUUUCACAGCUCUUGGUGGUGGUCGGUGCUGUGCGCCUGGAUACUGACUCCGUGUCAGCGGUGUCAGCGGAAAGCCGGAAAGACCUCUGCAAUCACUGGCUGUUCGUCCAGUAUCAAGGUGUCCAUGGCAUGGUGGAUGACACCUUUGGCUCCUUCCGAUACCUGGCAGGUGAAUGGAAGGAGGAGAACAAUGUGGUCCUUGCCAUAAAGCAGCACGCCAACGGUUGCAAAAAAACGUACCUGGCGAGCUGUGAGCAGGGGGGUUUCAUCCAGAAGGUGGAGUGUCCCGGCAAGGAGACGGUGCUCAACACCAAAUGUCUCGGAGGCUGGUCUUGCGUUUCUAGCAGGAAGACGGAUCUCGACAGUGAAGAGACUGCUAUGGUUUACGAUCCUGUGAAUGGGACUGUGUACAUGUCGACUGGGAAGGUGAUGUUCUCCACGAUCGAUCCGGAUUCUGGUGUGACGUUGGAGCCGCUCACACCCAAUGGCUGGAAAACGGAAUUGGGGUGCUAUUGCUGCCAGCAUUCCUACGACGGCUUGCACAACCCUUUCUCGGUCUCAGGUCAACGAUUCGCAUGGCACCGCAGGGCGGGCGGCCUGACAGAGUGCAUGCUGGCCUUUCGAAUGAUUGGGAACGGCUUGGACCACGACAACAUCGUCGACAGCAGCGCCUUGGGUGUCUUCGCAAUGAUCCCGGAGUUCAUUGGCACCUUUCUGGACACGAUUACGGGCACCCUGGGCCGGCACUUGGCCUGCAAGGCCUCCUGUGCCCUUCGAAAGGUGGCUUUUGAGCCCAACAAGUACCCCUAUACGAAGAUCUCCACGAACCUAGGCAUGAAGAUUCGGUGCCCGCCCUCACCACCCUUGCCUUUGCCUUCCGCAGAAAUGCCCGCACGCCCUGCACCAGCCAGCUUGAUGAUGACGGGGGCUGCAGAACAGCCCAGGCACUUGAGAUACCCGGAGCGCCCUUUAGAGCCAGCCCCCAUGUGGGAAUGGCCCACGACGCUAUGUUUGAUACUGGCCGUGAUCGUCAACUUCGCAGCGAAGCACCCUGAAUUGAUCCCCCGUGCCUGGCGCCCACGCCUUGGCGAUGGCUCGGAGAAGGUGAGACACCUGCUCCAGCUUCCCGUCGACUCGCUUCCGGCCUCCGCCGCCUUCGACGCGGCCUUCGACGCAGCGGCGCGGAGCGCCGGGAGGCCGUGCGUGGUCGCAACCAGUCAAGACCACACGCUCCGGGACGCCUUCCGCCAGCAGGCACACUUCGGUGCCUGCUCGGAGGGCUCUUCGGAGGCCUCAGAUGAGUUCGCAGGGCUGUGGCCCCGCCUCGUCCACUGGUGGAAGUCGCGGCUGCUGUGGUGGGCCAUGCCCGGAUUGGUCGAGGCUACCCUGGCCGACCUCCUCCAACAGCAGGAGGAGGUCGCCCUGCUUGGGCUUGCUGCUCUGGAGCUCCAGAACAUCCAUGCGGCGGGCCCGGUGGCGCAGGCGGCCGAGUCGAUCCGUCUGGCAUCCCGUUGCGUCCCCAGCCGUCGGUUCCGCGGCGCAUCCGCCAUGCCCCAGCAGCCCGAAGCAAAAUAUCUCCAUGAGCUGACCGAAGUCCCGGCCAGCUGGCGCCUCACGACCGUCAUCGAUGCCUUCCUCGACUUGGCUGUUUGGAAGGAAGGUCAUGCUCCUUCGGACCGAGCUCGCGAGGCGGUGAGCCGGCGGCUGGUGGAGUUGUGGGCCGCGCAGCCGGCGGAGGGGGAGGUCUGGCUCCAGCGGUGCCGGGAGCUCUACGCCAAAGAGCUCGCAUGCAAGGCCGGGCUGCUGCGAGGAGCGCCGUGCGGCUCAGCAGCAGAGCGGGAGCGCUUGGCGGCUAACUACCUGCAGAGGAGUCCCUACAUCCGCAAUCGCUGCGAGGAGCUCGCGGAGCGGCUCGUGGAGGCGGAGAGCCCGGAGACGGCGCGGAAGCGGCAGAAGCUCGAGGAGGAGACCACCGAGCGCCGGCGCCUCGAAGCGGAGCUCCAACAAUCGCAGGAGGAGGGCCGGGAGCUCAGAAAUCGUCUGGCUGUGGCGGAGGCGCAGGUGCGCAGUCGCGUUGCAGCUGCGGAGUCAGCCGUGGCGGAGAUACGGAAGGAGCUCGGGCAGCUGCAGGACGAGCAUGGCAAGUGCCAGGAGCGUUGUGAGGAGCUCCUGACUCGGUUGGAGGCAGAAGCUUCCAAGCAUGCAGCUACGAAGGAGCGUCUCUCACAAGCCGAAGCCGAUGCUGCGGAAAGGAGGAUGGAGGUGGAGCGGCUGCAAGAAGAGAGUCGCAGCUACCAGGCAGAGACUUUCCUUUCGGCAGGCGAUGCGGGGAGCGAAGCGGAGCUGCUGCUCCAGAAGGCGGUGUUCCAAGACCGCUGCGACCAGCUUCGGCAGCAGCUUUCGAAAGCAGAGGCCGAGAGAUCGGUAAUGCUCGGUCAGAUGCAAGUUUUGUGGGAAGAGAAGGGCAUGUACAAGGAACGCGCUCGUGAGCUGGAGAAGCAGCUUCUUGAGGUGAAGCAGUCCCAUCAUCUCAACUCCGGUCACACCCCGCAUUGCCAAGCUCCUGUCGACGAAGCCUCCAACAGCCAGGAACCAGAUCUUGCCGAGCAGCUGGGGUACAGCUUCGUGGAUGACGACGGCACAUCCUCUUCGGUCUUGAGCCGCUCCUCUUGGUUCUCUGUGAAGCCAGACUCGGUGCAACCUCACUGCUUUAUGGUCGAUGCCAUCUUCAAGACGCGCAGCUUCGGGGCGGACUUCUUCUUGAUGGGAAGAGACCUCAAGAAAGGUUCGCAGGUGGUGGCUGGAGAUGACGCGUCUAUCCUGGAGGUGGCCAAGACGCCGGAGAUCUGCGAAGCCAGCGAGGUUGUGGAGUUGCAGGCGGGCACUGCAACCUUGCGGGUGACUGCAGACCACUUGGUGCAGGUCGCCGACCCAAAGGGCGAGGCGGCGGAGAGCCUCUACCUUGCGGCUGGCCAGCUGAAGGUGGGCGACCUGGUCAUGCUCGACUCCGGCGACGUGGCGGCCCUCAGCAGCGUCGUCCUUCGGCGUGAGGCCUGUCAGGUGCUGAAGAUCGUUUUUGAGCCCUGCAUGCCCGUGGCCGUCUUCUCUCGCCCCACCUGCAUCCUCAGCCUGGGCCACAAGAAGAAGCGGCCCAUUCGUCGUGGUGGACGAAGCCGGGAAGGCCCGUCUCCUUCAGAUAACAGCAUGGACGGCGGAGUUUCUGUCCCCAUCACGGCGGGUGAGUACAUGGACUAG
Messenger RNA from Symbiodinium sp. CCMP2456, 3264 nucleotides. The record is from the annotation of a GenBank genome assembly. Lineage: Eukaryota; Dinophyceae; Suessiales; Symbiodiniaceae.